Molecule: messenger RNA, 1369 nt
Organism: Papilio machaon (common yellow swallowtail)
Lineage: Eukaryota; Metazoa; Arthropoda; Insecta; Lepidoptera; Papilionidae
Exons: 2
Coding region: 216-935 (239 amino acids)
Source: RefSeq, a predicted model, not a curated record
UACGAGAAAACAAAGCGGCGAAAAUACUGUAAAAGUGAAUUGAAAUUUAUUAUUGAAUUAAAUCAAAUCUCUGGGAUUUUUUCAACAGUCAAAAUAAGAAGAAUAUACUAUGAACACGUAAAAAACAAGACCUUUCCAUCAAUACUAACCGAAUUGAUUUUUACACUGAAGUGUAAAAAAUAUUUAAGACCUCAUCUUGAAAAAAGCAAGCUAAAAUGAGUUACAAUUACAAGGAGCAUGCCAUGGCUUUUGCUCAGUUUUUGCCAAAUAUGGUCAAAUUGGACGAAUUACAAAAAAUUACCCAAAAUUUUGAUCAAGAACUUGCUGAAUCGCAAAAGAUUAUGAAAGAGAUCAAAACUAUGUUUGAUGCUGCAUCCCAAGUAAACGUUGCACAAGUGAACAAGAAACAGGAUAAUAUUGUGACGCAUACGAUUACUACGGAAUUUCUGGGCGCAAGUGUUCCGAAUUUGAUCAUGUCAGACAUGGAAAAUGUAAGCGGCCAUCUAAGUUCCGAAGAGGAACUGCAAUCUCUGAUAGCGAUUAUGAAAAAUUAUGCUGAAAAUCUCAGAAACGAAAUUGCAAGAUUGCCAUCACAAACCUUUGGAAAUGCAAAAGAAUUCGAAAAGUUAGAUCUGAAGGAAUAUGCCAUAAAUUUUGACCAACUUGCUAAAAGUCUGGCUAACAUCAAAUUUAAUAAAGGUGUUGUUAACCAUAGAAACCUAGAAUUGGAAGCAAAGUUGGCACAGUUGUGUGAAGAUGUUCAUUCAUUUACUCAGAUGGUUGAAACAAAAACUGCUAUAAGUGAGAGCAACAAAAAUUGGACAGAUAAUCAACAAGGAAAUGAACAAAGAAACACCCUGUAUUAUGAUGAAACUAUAAACAAAUUACUAAAUGGGAUAAAUGAAGUAACAUAUCUACUAAAAAAUAAACAUUGAAUUUUGCAGAUUUAGACAACUUCUGUCAGAAAAAUAAGUUUAUGAGUAUUAAGUUGAAAGGAGGUAUAGGGGAGGUAUAUAUUAUUCCCAAUGGUCAAAAACAAUAAUCAAUCCUUAAGAUGGGACUGAAUAUUGUUUAAUUUACUUUGUAUAGGAGAUAAGAAAAUUGAUUACCCUUUUUUUAAUCCUUUCAUAUGAUGAUUAAAUAAGCAAAAACAUUUUGAUAAUGAUUAUUCUGUGAUUGCUGUGAAUGUGAAAGUUUGUUUAUUCAAAACAUUCUUUUUAAUAUUUUUUAAGUUCAUACACAUAAAAAAUUCAUGAAAUGGUUUAUUUAAUAAGGUUAAAUUGGUGAAAAUGAACUUUUUAAAUGUUUUGGAAUAAUAAGCUUGGAUAAUUAUCAGAACUACUAACUUACCUAUUAAUCAUGUCUAUAG